Branchiostoma floridae (Florida lancelet) is the source of this 3665-nucleotide messenger RNA. RefSeq names its product E3 ubiquitin-protein ligase TRIM71-like. Lineage: Eukaryota; Metazoa; Chordata; Leptocardii; Amphioxiformes; Branchiostomatidae. The record is from RefSeq and is a predicted model, not a curated record. Gene Ontology annotation, biological process: positive regulation of DNA-templated transcription. Gene Ontology annotation, cellular component: chromatin; nucleoplasm. The transcript is spliced from 6 exons. The coding region runs from base 98 to 2593 and encodes 831 amino acids. Gene Ontology annotation, molecular function: protein binding; zinc ion binding; ubiquitin-protein transferase activity.
UGCCUUUCCUGCCGAUGUGAGGGUGUUGGUCUGCUCGAGUUUUCACACCAACAUUUGCAAAGAAAAUCGAUUUUAUUCCCACAUUCCGCAGUCUAAGAUGGCGUCGGCAACAGACCGGAGCAGCCCGUCGGCGGGUGACAUCAACCUGACCUGUCCGCUGUGCGAGCAGCACUACAAGAAACCCAAAGUCCUGUCCUGCCUGCACUCCUUCUGCCAGGCCUGCCUGGACAAGCAGCUCCAGAAGGAACCCGGCACCGCCCUCGCUUGCGACGUCUGCGAACAGGAGACCUCGCUCCCCUCGCAGGGGCUCUCCGGCCUUCCCGACGACUUCGUGGCCAGGAACCUCCUAGAAAACAUCCUCCUCAGCUCGGCUAACAUCGUCUGCACCAGUUGUACCAGCAAGUCUGCCGCGGUGUCGCGCUGCAUGGAGUGUGCCAGCUACAUCUGUCCUAACUGCGUGUCCGCCCACAACUGGAUGCUCUGUUUUCAGAACCACCACGUGGUCCCCCUGGAGGAGCUGCAGGGUACUGCAGGCAGGAGUGCCCUACAGAGACCAGUGUUCUGCACCACCCACCAGGGAGAGCCGCUCAAGUUCUACUGCAACACCUGCCAGGUCCCCAUCUGUAAGGAGUGCACCGUGCUGGACCACGCCAUCACCUCCCACAACUACGUCUACCUCACCGACCAGAACGUGGCGCUGGGCAACGGGCUGCAGACGCUGGUUGAACAGGGCAAGGAGAAGGCAGACAGUCUCAAGAAAAAGCAGGCGGCCUUGCAGGAUUCUGCUGUGCAGAUCGAGAAGCAAGGCGAGGAGGUCAUACAGCAGAUCAACGAGACGAUAGCCGACUUAAAUACAGUCCUCGAACAAUGCAAGGAAGAGCUGGUGGAAGAGCUGAAUGACUGGAUGGCCGGGAAGCAGGAGUCGCUGAACCAGCUGCAGUCUCACAUCCAGGACACCGUCGACAAGAUUAACCACGGGUGCAAGUUCACGGACAAUCUCCUCAGGCAGGGCAGCCACGUGGAGAUCCUCUCGCUCAAGUGUCAGGUGGAGACGCAGCUGCAAUCCCUCCUGAGGUUUAACCCCCAGCACAGGGCAGAGAUACAGUUCAGGGUGAACGCUGAUCUGCUGGAGCUCAUUGAGAAGGGGUCUAUCGGGUCCUUGAAGAGUGACGACCACGAUAAUGUGACGCAGCAGCUCGCUAGCGAGGAAGCCAGUCCAAACGAGAACGAAAACAGCCCGUCCAGAGGGUCAUCGUACUACUCAGAGUCGGGGUUCAGCGAUGGGUCGGGGGGUGGAAAGUCAGGGUCAAAGGUUGCAGGAGAUGUUGGCAACGCUGGUGCGGAGUCGGCGCCAGAGCUGCCACCCAAGGGAGCACAGCGGCUCCCGUUCGAGAAGACCAGAACUUUCUCCAUCCAUGACACCCCAGAGGAGAUCGUCAUUCCGCCUCAAGAUGAUAGCGAGGAGGAUGGAGAAAGCGUGGAAAGAAGGACGGGCUCAAAAUCCCGCAUCCCCGACGACCGGCGCCAAACCUUCAUCCUCAAGGACUCAAACCAGGUCGACGACCUCAUUCCAGUCGUUGGAGACAACAACGGGAACCGCUUCAAGGCAAACUCGCCAACGGGGUCGUUCAGAGGAGGGAGGGGGUCAUCAAACCCGGACCUACCACCCCGACCCCCUCCCAGAGCUCCCACGGGGAUGCAGAGGAAGCAAAACUACCAAAACGGCGGAUACAAGACCCACAACUAUUCUCACAGUGUCAGCAUGUCGUUGGAGUACCAGCUCGGCGGUUAUGGCCAGUCCCCUGGCCUCUUCAACCAGACCGGCGGCAUCGUGGUGAGCAGGUAUGGAGACAUGUACGUGGCCGACCAGGGAAACCACAGGAUUCAGGUCUUCGACAGUCGCGGGAACUUCAAGUUCCAGUUCGGUCGAGAAGGGAAAUUUGAUGGCUGCUUGGUGUACCCAAACCACUUGGCGAUAACUCCAGAUGGCAACAUCGCAGUCAACGAUCCUGGCAACCGCAGAGUACAGAUCUUUGCCCCGAACGGGGACUACUUGGGAAAGUUUAGCGUGGCGCACAUCAAAGGAGUGAAGGACAUAACGGUUAGUCACGAGGGACAGGUGUUGGUGCUGGACCACAACGCCAAGUGUGUUCACGUCUUCAACCAGCACGGGAACCUGCUGCAGAAGCUGGACCUGUACAAGCAGCUGCGCCUCCCGACCUGUAUUGCCACCACGUGGACAGGUGAUGUCAUCGUGGCCGACCGCAACCCCCACAGCAUCAAGAUCUUCGACCGGCGGGGAAACUUCCUGAAGCAGAUUCCUGUGAAGGGGUUCGGCUACUCCCCCGUGCGGCUGUGUGUGGACGCGCAGCAGAACCUGGUGGCCCUGCACCACAGCUACGGCUACUUCCACAUCACCGUGUUCCGCCCCGACGGGUCCACGCUCGUCACCUCUCAGGGAAUGAAGAAGAUGUUCUACGAUUUUGACAUGACGCCCGAUGGACAUCCGGUUGUCACGACAACGGACGAACACACAGUGUUGUACUUCAGCCAACUGGUCAGGACAGGCAGUAAGGAUAAAUUCCAACUGUAACUUAUAAGAAACAUGAACUCCAAAAUGGAUGAAGGAGUGAAAACUUUGUUGCUGUCGUCAAGGACAUCAUGCCAUUGUGCCAACUUGGGAAACUUUGCCCUGCAUUUUUUUGUGGAAAAAAUUAAAGUUGGGACACCAGAAAGCCUGAAAACUUUGUUGUCAUCAUCAAGGACAUCAGGCCAACUCUGUGCUAACUCGGGAAAACUUUGCCUCUUAAUUUUUUGUGGAAAAAAAUGGACACCAGUAGGCCUGGAGCUGACUUUACAAACAGAACUUUUAAACCGUCGUAGGUGUGUGGAAAAAAGUCCAUGUGUUGCAGUAGUAGGUAGGUGGGACAGAUUGGUUGGUUCAGUUUUGUUCAAUGUUCAAGUUUUACAAUUUGCUGCAUACUGUUGUUACUGGUGUCUAUCUGUGUUUAUUUUUUUAUAAGGGGUAAAACUUGAACUUGGUUUGAAGAAUCAUAUUUAUUUGGUUGUUUUGAUCUUAGUUCAAGUUUUUACAUUGUUGCAUUCUUACUACAUUUCUACAAGUUUGUUUUUAUGCAGUUUGAUUUUUCAUGGAGGAAAAAUUCGGUGUGACAAGUGUGCACUCUAAGUUGCGACUUUCUUCAUGAACAAAAUCACCAUAAUGAAUGAUAUGAUUCACAAUUUUAUAAGUCAGACAAAGAAGAAAGACGUGCAACAUUUGCUGUCCUUAAAUUUGUAAUAUCAUCACAUACUGGAUUCAGUCACAGUUCACAGUUGCAUUAGUUUAUAACCGUGCAUAGCUGAUAUUCUUCUGAGCUUUAUUCUUUACUUGCCACCUGUAAGAGGGUUAGCAAGCCAAGUGACGCAUUUCUGACAUACAUCUCCCUUUCCACAAGUGACCUUUGACAUUUUGAGAAAUAGGAUUGGCUUCGAAUUAGGAUAACUGUCUCAUAAGCUAACCAGCUUAGAAAAGCAGUUUUCUACUUCUCUUCAAGGAGAGGAUGAGUCUGUAAUAAUCUUCUUUUGGAGUUCGCUUCAGAUUUAAACUCAAAUGUUUGAUUUUGUGCCUGUAAAUUUCAUAACACCUCAGUUACAGGAAUGUGAAU